Messenger RNA from Lycium barbarum (goji berry), 1298 nucleotides. RefSeq names its product plant cysteine oxidase 4-like. The coding region runs from base 423 to 1142 and encodes 239 amino acids. Gene Ontology annotation, molecular function: oxidoreductase activity, acting on single donors with incorporation of molecular oxygen, incorporation of two atoms of oxygen. Lineage: Eukaryota; Viridiplantae; Streptophyta; Magnoliopsida; Solanales; Solanaceae. The transcript has 6 exons. The record is from RefSeq and is a predicted model, not a curated record.
CGGUUUACCAAUAACGAUAGAUAACUCCGACCCAUACCGGAGCCCCGGGUUUCCCAAAAGGCUCCGAAAACAAUUUGUACGCAAACGCAAUCCAUCUUCUUGUUCAUUCUAAUAACAAAAAUCUCUCUGUAAUUUAAUUAAUCUCUCAUUUUCUCAAGGUGACAUUGAUAAUAGAAAGUAAAACUGGAUCAGUUAAGGACCACAUGGAUGCGUGAUCGCCGCUUUGGUUUGAAUCAUAAAGUCCAGUUUGUGCCCAAUCGUUUUCUCGAAGGAUCUUCUGCUUGAAAAGCUGUUCUUGAAGGGUCUUCGAGAAAUAGAGGACCCUUCAAGCAGAAUUUUUGGUUUAGUUCGAAGCCGUUAGCCACAGUGAGAUAAGUUUUGUCGUAUAGGCGGUGGGUAUAAUUGUUCUCGAUUUGCUGAACAUGCCAGCUGUACAAAAGCUUUAUAACGCUUGUAAAGCAUCACUUUCACCUAACGGACCGGUUUCAGAAGAUGCUCUCGACAAAGUCCGUUCCCUAUUGGAUAAAAUCAAGCCCUCUGAUGUCGGUCUUGAGCAAGAAGCACAACUUGUACGGAGUUGGAAUGGUACUCUGCUCGAGCACAAUGGGGGACCCCGGUCACCGCCAGCAAUCAAAUACCUGCACUUACAUGAAUGCGACAGUUUCUCUAUGGGGAUAUUUUGCAUGCCACCUUCCUCUAUCAUACCUCUACACAAUCACCCUGGGAUGACUGUUUUAAGUAAGCUGGUAUAUGGUUCCUUUCACGUGAAAGCCUAUGAUUGGAUCAAUAUUCCAGGUCCUUCGAUUCCAUCGGAAGGUACAAGACCGGCAAAGCUUGUUAAAGACUGUGACAUGACUGCUCCGUGUGGGACGACUACUCUGUAUCCUACUUUUGGAGGCAACAUCCAUUGUUUCAAAGCCAUAACUCCUUGUGCUAUUUUUGACAUCCUUUCUCCACCUUACUCCUCUGAGGAUGGACGGCAUUGCACUUAUUUCCGGAGGUCUCCCGUAGGGGAUCUACCAGGUGAGCUCGAGGUGGAUGGAGUGACAUUCUCAGAUGUGACUUGGUUGGAAGAGAUUCAGCCUCCUGACGACUUUGUGGUCCGUAGAGGGCAAUAUAAGGGCCGUGUCAUCAAAACUUGAGAUGUUCCAUUUUUGGUUCUGUCCCAACUUUUAUAAUGCAUUUAGGUGAAUCAGUAAUGUGUCAACCGGUCUGAGAAUAAUGAUUUUUAUUGGUGAGAAAAUAGGGGCAUUUGAUAUAUAAAUAUCAUUAUAUACCAUACACUAAUUUACUGACCU